This is a messenger RNA of Zingiber officinale, 1088 nucleotides long. RefSeq names its product zinc finger AN1 domain-containing stress-associated protein 15-like. The record is from RefSeq and is a predicted model, not a curated record. The transcript is spliced from 2 exons. Bases 403 to 864 code for a protein of 153 amino acids. Gene Ontology annotation, biological process: protein ubiquitination. NCBI's taxonomy places the organism in Eukaryota, Viridiplantae, Streptophyta, Magnoliopsida, Zingiberales, Zingiberaceae. Gene Ontology annotation, molecular function: zinc ion binding; ubiquitin-protein transferase activity.
UUCAUAAUUGAAUUUAUUUAUUAUUCACCUUUUUCUCCACCACCUCCAAAGCUCCUACCUUUACCAUUUCUUUUCCUCUCUCUUGUUGCCACCAUUUCUCUCGCCGUGCCCCGCGUCAAUCGAUCGAGAUUUGUUGAUGCAAUUGGUAUUUGUGUAUUUCUGCAUGCCAUUUGUAGGAAUAUUUGGGCGUUUGAGUCAGAUUGAAGCUGAAAUUUCAUUCUUCUCGUUCCUUUUUCCUUUUCUUUCCCUGCGGAUUUGAGCUGUUCCUUUUCUAAUCCGAUCGCUGGUGUUGAUUUAUGCUUCUUUGAUCGUGGUUUGGCUUCGAUCAAUCGUGGUCUGCUCGAUUGUCCAGAAGGUUGAUUUUUGUUGGCGGAUUUGAUUUAUCGGGGGAAAAAAACAGAAAUGGCUCGAGAAAGCUGUAACCUUGACAAAGACGAAGCGGAGAUCUUCAAGUCCGCCUCUUCCUCUCCCUCUGCUUCGCCGCCGCCGCAGCCUCCAACGUCACCUCCUUCCCCACCUCCGGCUUCCGUGCUCCCUAAAUCUUGCGAGGAAUCCCCUAUUCACAGAUCGGAAUCGCCGGCCCUCAAAAUAACAGUCGCGGCUUCUUCCGCGCCGAAGCUUGAUGAGGAGUCGUCGAAGUCGGGCGAGGAAUCCCAUUCACCUGUUAGAUUCAGUAACCGGUGCUCUACCUGCCACAAAAAGGUCGGUCUCACCGGAUUCCGGUGCCGUUGCGGCGAUCUCUUUUGCGGCCGCCACCGCUACUCCGACGCCCAUGACUGCUCUUUCGAUUACAAGACCGCUGGGAGGGAGGAAAUCGCCAGGGCCAACCCCGUGAUCAAGGCUGCCAAGAUCAUCAAGAUCUGAAGUGUAUCGUGUGUUUGGUGAUAAAGAGGGUCGAAAGGUAGCAUGGACAUGGCUGCAAAGUGGGCUCGAGCAAUUAAAGAAGGCUUCUCUGAGAGGCCUCAGCACUUGAUAGGACUCUGCAAGUGGGCUCAGUGCUUCUUACAAGAUGAGAAAUGUAACUUUGAUCUACUUUUACAUUUGGGUAUUGUGCUUGUUUUUCAAUUGAUCUGCUUCCAUUGGCAUUA